CCCAUGUCCUUGUCUUCCUCUAACAGCAGACAGAGAUUCCAUGGGUAUCCACCACCUACACCACCGUCCCACCCAUCACCACCUAUGCAGCCACACACAGUCUCAGGCCAACCCCGGCUUCUUCGAUGCUCAGUGGUAAACCUGAGCCCCUAUGAGGAGAGGAACACCAUGCUGGAGCUGGAGCAGGCCAACCAAAGACUGAAGGAUGUGAACCAGGAGCUGAGGGGGCAGCUCGAAGAUGUCAUGGAGCCAAGGGAGAUGAGGCAGGACUUUAUCCCCAUGUGUCCCAACCAUCAGCGCCAGUUACAGAUCCUGUCCUGGAAGAAGGAUUGUCCUCAGACGAUGGAUGACCCAAGGAUGGUACAGGUGCUAAAACAAAAAAUCUGCCCUCAUGAGGAUCCCUUCACAGAAAAGUCCCAGAAAGAGCUGAAGAAGAUGAGGCUGUCCUUUGAGAGAAAGAAGACAUCCAUCACGGAGGUGUGGGAUGGCAUGAGUGAAGUUCACAUGUCCUUGACUGACCAGGCUGAAGGACUUCUGAAUCUCAAAAAGGAUAUUCGAGAUGUGUUAGAUGAGGUAGAAGACAUCCGGAUGGAAAUUCUUCGGGACAAGGCCCAAUGCCAAACUCUGACCAGGAAAGACUCGCCUAUGCAGGAGAAAAAGCCGUCUCGACCACCCUCUCCUGGAAGAGAAGACAACCGGACCUGGUCCAGGAAAUCCUGGACACCUCACCUCAGGAAAUCCUGGACACCUUCCCUCAGGAAAUCCUGGACCCUCUUGACCAAGGCAGGUUUGUGCCUGUUCGUCUGCAGUGUCCUGUUCUACAUCUACGUAGUGAACCCCAGCCCCUACGAGAGCAUCCUUCCCUCAAUCAUUGGCCAGAGAACAAUCUGGCGCAUCCGGACCUGGUGCAACCCUUUCCUCAGGGUGGAAGUGGAUGACUUCCUACCGUUUUAGGCUCAGAACUUCAUGCAGGGAGGGAAGAAGAGGACAUGGCCCCACUCUCCAGGCUGCCUCUCUUUUCUCUGCAGUUGAUGGGAACCAGCUGUGGACUCUGCCCUGUCCCUUCUGUUCUGUUGGAGGGCUGGGCCCUGGAAAGCAUCACAUAAGAGAUUUCUGAUAUUUGAGAUG
Messenger RNA from Trichosurus vulpecula (common brushtail), 1128 nucleotides. It is a transcript of the gene CCDC188, whose product is annotated as coiled-coil domain containing 188. The coding region runs from base 4 to 954 and encodes 316 amino acids. The record is from RefSeq and is a predicted model, not a curated record. NCBI's taxonomy places the organism in Eukaryota, Metazoa, Chordata, Mammalia, Diprotodontia, Phalangeridae. The transcript is spliced from 10 exons.